CUCUUCAUUCCCUUAAUUGUCUCUCUUUUUAUUUCUCUUCCCCUUUCAUUGAUCCCUAUUUCCUUUCCAUUUACAUUUUAACAUUCGCAUUCUUUCCCUUUUUUCUUUUCCAUUUUCUCCAUUUCCCCAACAACCCAUUUUUCUAAAAUUGUUUUUAUCCCAAGAUCACCAUUAAACCAUCCAUAUCUUGGCAUCAUGGAGGUGGGUCUUUAGCCCCAUUGCCCCAUUUGCAUUGUGCCAAGAGAAGGAAUUGGGAUUGGUGAUCCUUGCAAAUUCUUGGAUAUUGGUCUUCAAUUCUGUUAUUUAUUGAUUUUUUUGAUCAUGUGGAUAUCAUCUGACAAUAUUCAUGGAUUUGUUUUGGCAAUUUCUUCGAGCAUUUUUAUCGGUUCUAGCUUUAUUGUCAAGAAGAAAGGUCUGAAAAAGGCUGGGGCUAAUGGAACCAGAGCAGGUAUGGGAGGGCAUUCGUACUUGCUUGAACCAUGGUGGUGGGCUGGGAUGUUAUCUAUGCUUGUUGGGGAGGCAGCUAACUUUGCUGCUUAUGCAUUUGCACCUGCAAUUCUGGUCACACCCUUGGGAGCUUUAAGUAUUAUUUUCAGUGCAGUGCUAGCACAUUUCAUCCUGGAGGAGAAAUUGCAUAUCUUUGGUGUGCUUGGAUGUGUUCUUUGCGUGGUGGGCUCUACGACUAUUGUUUUGCAUGCUCCGCAGGAAAGAGCUAUUGAAUCUGUUAAGCAAGUAUGGCUUCUUGCUACAGAGCCAGGUUUCCUUGUCUAUACUGCCAUAGUAUUGAUUGCAGUUGCUGUGCUCAUAUUUAGAUAUGCACCACGCUAUGGACAAAGCCAUAUGAUAGUUUAUGUUGGAAUUUGCUCUCUCAUGGGCUCUCUUACGGUAAUGAGUGUGAAAACAGUGGGAAUUGCUCUGAAGCUCACUUUUUCUGGAAUGAAUCAAUUUGUCUACUUUCAGACAUGGCUUUUCACUAUAAUAGUGGUGUUAUGUUGUCUUUUGCAGAUCAACUACCUGAACAAGGCGUUGGACACCUUCAACACAGCUGUUAUAUCUCCAGUUUACUAUGUUAUGUUCACAACUUUCACCAUCAUUGCCAGCAUGAUCAUGUUUAAGGAUUGGGACUCGCAAGAAGCAUCACAGAUAGCAACUGAAUUGUGUGGUUUUGUAACAAUCCUGUCCGGUACCUUUCUCCUUCACAGAACGAAGGAUAUGGGGGAUGGUCCUAGUCCACCUGCUGAAUCUCCAGUUUUUACACACACGAAUUCCCCAUCAGUGGAAUCGCCUGUUUUUACAAAUUCACAUUCCAAUACCAGCAGGAAUUCCGGAUAGCAGCGUACAUAUCAACGUUUUAAAACAAUGAAAUGGAAAUGUUUCAGUUUAUAGGCAAAAUCCUACUUUCAAGGUUGGAAGGAUCUUGACAGCAAGCAUACAGAAGCAACAUUUUUGUAAGCUGAUAGGUAUUUGCUUGACAAAUUAGGGUGGCAUGAGACAACGCAAAGAUGGAAAAGUAUUUCAUAACACAAAGAAAUGGUGAUAUGCUGAUGACAUUUGUAGGGAUCCUGAGACACUUACUGACAGUUUCUCUCUGCUUUUUUCUUUCUUUUCCAUUUUUGUUGUUGUUUUUUUUUUUUUCUCUCUCUUAAGAACAGACUAGCUUGUGAAUAUGUUGGGGGAGGGGGAGGAUGGUUUAAUGUUUAUGGGAGGCAGCUGUUUCUUGAAGACUAGACAGAUCAGUUGAUACUUAAAUCUGAAUGAUUUCGGUUCUUAUUCACUA
Ricinus communis (castor bean) is the source of this 1777-nucleotide messenger RNA. RefSeq names its product probable magnesium transporter NIPA1. NCBI's taxonomy places the organism in Eukaryota, Viridiplantae, Streptophyta, Magnoliopsida, Malpighiales, Euphorbiaceae. The transcript is spliced from 9 exons. Gene Ontology annotation, biological process: magnesium ion transport. The coding region runs from base 322 to 1332 and encodes 336 amino acids. Gene Ontology annotation, molecular function: magnesium ion transmembrane transporter activity. The record is from RefSeq and is a predicted model, not a curated record. Gene Ontology annotation, cellular component: membrane.